This is a messenger RNA of Camponotus floridanus (Florida carpenter ant), 1300 nucleotides long. Its product is annotated as odorant receptor 13a-like. Gene Ontology annotation, biological process: detection of chemical stimulus involved in sensory perception of smell; sensory perception of smell. Gene Ontology annotation, cellular component: plasma membrane. NCBI's taxonomy places the organism in Eukaryota, Metazoa, Arthropoda, Insecta, Hymenoptera, Formicidae. The record is from RefSeq and is a predicted model, not a curated record. The transcript is spliced from 7 exons. Bases 66 to 1259 code for a protein of 397 amino acids. Gene Ontology annotation, molecular function: olfactory receptor activity; odorant binding.
UGCCAGUUUGGUAAAAUCACGAAGAGCGAUUCAGUCUAACUAUAAUUUUUGCUCUGUGAACACUAAUGAAUAUCAAUAAAGAUUUGAGUUAUGCAUUUACCAUGAGCCGUCAAUGUUUAUGGCUAUUAGGCGUUUGGCCCGAUCCACAAGUCUCUUUGAAUAUUUUUCGACCGAAUAUAAGAUUCAUGAUCGUUACCUGUAUUUUAAGUCUCUAUGUGAUCGUGCCGCAAUUGACGAAUAUGAUUCGUGCUUGGGGUGAUGUGGGUCGGAUGAUAGAGUACGUAGCCUCUGCCAACUUUGGUUUGAUGGCAUUAUGCAAGUUAGUUGCUACUUGGUAUCAUGGGGAAACACUUCGUACACUGAUGACAUCGAUCGUAACUGAUUGGAGAAUUUCGAGGAACAAUUGGGAACGAGAUGCAAUGUUAAAUAUUGCGAGACGCGGCAGAAGUUUAUCUUUCAAAUGUUGUCUGGCUGCAACAUGCACAGUAACAUUUUAUGUAUCUUUCAAUCUCAUAAAGUUUUAUCGAAACAUGUAUUUGCCGCAACGUAGUUUGGUAUAUCGCUUCGCAUAUCCAUACAACAUUCAGAAGAGUCCAAACUAUGAAAUCACUUUUUUCAUUCAACUUUCCGGCGGUGUAUAUUCAGCCAUCAUUAAUUGUUCCGUCGAUUGCUUCAUCUCGAUACUUUUGCUACACGUAUGUGCACAGCUGAUAAACCUACGGACAACACUUAACAAUCUUGUUAGCGAAUUAGCCAAUAGAUCCAUAUCAUCUUCGAAAUUUAAAGAAGGUCUAACUGCGAUUGCUAUACGACAUCAACAUCUCAUCAGAUUUGCGAAGACAGUUGACGACUGUUACAGCGCAGUGUUAUUUGUACAUAUGUUAGCUGCUACUUUUCAACUGUGUUUUGAAACUUUUCAAGUUUACACAAUGAUAACAGACAAAUUGGAUAUAUCUGUUAUCAAAAUAACUUUCCUUACAUUUUAUAUCACUCUUGUGCUGACGCAUUUGUAUAUUUAUUGCUAUUCGGCUGAAAGACUUUUAACGGAGAGCACCAAUAUAGCAUAUGGCGUAUAUGAAUGCAAAUGGUAUAAUAUACCGGCCAAAGAUGCAAAGAUCUUAAUGUUUAUUGUACAUGGAUCUACAAUUCCACUUAAAUUGACAGCUGGAAAAUUCGGAGUUUUUUCGAUAGAAAUGUUCGGAACAACAGUAAAAACAUCAAUGGGAUACUUAUCUGCGUUGCUAACAAUGAAGGAUUAAAAAUAACAACAUUAAAAAUCGAACUAAUUGCAUAUGAUUGA